Molecule: messenger RNA, 2613 nt
Organism: Endocarpon pusillum Z07020
Lineage: Eukaryota; Fungi; Ascomycota; Eurotiomycetes; Verrucariales; Verrucariaceae
Exons: 5
Coding region: 1-2613 (870 amino acids)
Source: RefSeq, a predicted model, not a curated record
AUGGAUUACCGACCACCUACGAGGCAGGCAAGAGCCAUCCUCGAGAAAGCGCCGGCUCAAGAGACUGAAUACAUGGGCAUGCUUUUGCAUAUGAGCCAAGUCAUCGAGAAAAGGCCGUACUGGAACAUCCUCGCAGCAGCCUGCACCUGGAUUCUCCUGGCAGGGUUUAUCGUCUUGCCUGGUACCUACACCAACUUCCAAAAUUCCGACAUCAUAGAGGCCGCGAAGAAGGAUCAGAGCAAUGUGGGAAACAAGAUUCUGGCGUCCAUCGCAAAUAUCGGGCUUUUGAUUGUUGCAGCCAUUCUGUGUGGAGUCGGAGUUUUGGGAGUCACAGGAUUGUGGUUGAAAUGGAGAGCAAACUACAUCUGGUUAAUCAACAAAGUGUUACUACCUGCGCUUCUAAACUCCGUCAUGGGCCUGCUCUCUACGCUCGUUAACGUCUUGAGCAAACCCGACAAAACUUUCAGUUUGACUGCUAAGGUCACCACCGGUGUCACAGGUGGACUGACGCUGAUUUGGACUUUCAUGUUUCUUUAUUACAAUAACUACCUGUUGGACGCGGUCAAGGCUGACCAUAGGCGAGCGUAUGGUGACCAAGACGCCAAAGACGCGAUAGCCAACAGCAAUGGGCAACCUGUAGUGCGGCUCAUCGACGUCGCGGAGGUCAACGCUCCCCACACCACAGAAGAAAUGUUUCACUCCCUCGAUCUGGUCACACUGGUCGACGCCCCCAACUUCGAGAUCAGGCUUGUGCUGAUGUCGAGGAAUGCUUUGAGCUCUGUCAGAAGCGAGGACUGCAUCUUGAUCCUGAUGUCAGAAUCGGCGCUGCUGCUUGCUCCGCUGCAACCCAAAGGCAACCGUUUCUCCGUCUUGGAAACAUUCGAUGCUGGCAUGCCUACGCAACCCGCGACCCCUCCGCAAUGUCCAUUCACGUUCUCGCUACCUCUACCGGACUCUAGUCCGGAAGCUAGUAUAGCGGUGAAGGAUUCCCCUUGCCAGAGGCCAUCUCGCCAAGUUGAGACUACCUGCAGACCAGUUCAGAGAAUGCCAAAUAAUACUGGAUUUGACUUGAACUCGCCCUCUAUACCUAUGACACCAGCUUCCGCUCCUGAGGUUCGACUACCUGAUAUCCACCCAUGCGAAUCAGAGGACGCUCAUACCCAGCCAGAGCCACCUUCUCUAAAUGAUUUUACGAUCCCGAGUCCUUUACUUUACCAUAGCAAGAGUCGCGAGGACUUGCUAGGCGAUUCUAAAGAAAUAGACAGUUCGAAAAAUGGCAAAAUUGUUAUCCCUGGACAUAAACGUUCUGAUCCCAAGUUCGAAAGCUUCAAACUGGGUAGCCCACUACAGCGGCCAUGCGAUGACCGCCAAAGCCGCAGCCUCCUCAAUACCAGAUUGAAUCGACUCGAUAACAUGGAUUUUCAUUCAAUCAAUGAUGCAAAAUUCUAUCAAGACACGCGCACGUAUCUUACCUCCCCGUACGAGCGCAAAACAAAAUGUACCGUCGAAGCAACCUCAGAAGAUGAACCUCCGAUUCUAACCCCGACGAACAUGCUGAGUCAAAGACCAACGCAUAUCUAUCCCGGAGAAUUUGCCGUAAACCCGCCAAUCAGAUUGCCUUCCUCUAACAGGAAUACGGACAGCCCAGCAACAGGGGUAGCUGAGCAGCCAUCUCCAGCGCCUGCGAGCGCCGUCAACCUCGAUGACUCUUGGGGCUGCAAGGGCCAAAUCUAUUUAAAUGCCGGCCUUGCUACACCGCCACCAGAGAAACGUGAUGAACAAUCACCAGCACCCUUGAGCGAGACAAUCAAAAAUGAAUGCAAAGAACGGAGAAAGAGAAGGAGAAGGAGAAGGGCAGCGAAGAGGACUAACUGUGCACAUGCACGUGCUCAGGAAACAUCGUCAGAGGGAAACAAUACUUCUGUUUCCCCACUAGAGCCAAUCCGAUCGCCCUUGGACGAAAAGAUCACCCAGACUUUCCCGUCCAACAACUCAUACCCAACCAGACCGGACACAUCCAAGGCAUCAGCUACACCAUCACGCUUACCACGAGCAGUCACAUCACCAUCUACAUGCGAGUCCCGCUCGCCAGCAGCAAGCUCACCUCCACCAUUAUCAUCUAUCGCGUACUCUCCCUCUCCGCCUGGAAAAGCGUACGGGGACCAAACUCCCGACAUGGUCAAGCUUCAAGCCUGCCCAACGACGACUUGCACAGCACUAGUGAUCAUCAUUCCCCCGACCACGGAAGAGCUUGUUUCAGAAAGUCACCAAGAUAGAUGUCGCUGGCUCCUCGGCAGACGUGGGCCUGUCGAGGUGGCCGCGGCAAGGUUUGCGGAAGAGCUGGGGCUCGAGACUGAGCAUGCCCAGGGGUGCGCAUUCGAUGGGAAGCGGAGGAUCCGUGAUGAUAAGCACGAGGACGAGGACAUGGGAGGUGAGACGGGUACGGAGACGGUGGUGGAUCAACGCAACGGUGCGGGUAGUUCCCCUGCUGUAGAGGAAGCCAAGGAAGAUCAUGAAGAUGGAGUAAUGGUAGUUGGCUCUGCCUCUGCCUCUGCGGAUGGCUGGGAGGAUGAGUGGGUAGGAGCAGGAAAAAGCAAGGACUUCUGGAUUUGA